Molecule: messenger RNA, 2667 nt
Organism: Tarenaya hassleriana
Lineage: Eukaryota; Viridiplantae; Streptophyta; Magnoliopsida; Brassicales; Cleomaceae
Exons: 6
Coding region: 486-2480 (664 amino acids)
Source: RefSeq, a predicted model, not a curated record
UUCUUUACCAUUUUCUUUUGUUUCUUCUUCUUCACCGCCUCCUUCAAUUCACUCGAUUCCAACCGUUUCUAGGUUUUGAUCGAUUCUUCUCCUGAUACCGAUCCGCGUGUUUAUCUCUAGCAUCCUUCUUGGGAUUUCUUUGUCACAUGUUGGGAUUGUGUAAUCUAUAGCUUCAUCGACUAGUGGGAUGGCAAAGAACCUCGUAUUCUUCAUCAACAAGUUGCAUUUGGCUCAGAAAAGCUCCAACUGUUGUCGAAUAACCAAUAUGCUGUUUAGCAUGGGAGCUAUGCAUGAUUUGUGGAUGCCUGUAACUGAUACAUAGUUCUAGAAUAUCAUAUUCUGGUAGAUAUAGAAGUAUGCAAUGGUGUUGGAGGGAUUUGCAGGGAUCUGGUGUCUUAACCUUAUACAGACCUGAGUAGGGAAAUUUCGGAGUAGAUAUAGAGAAUCACCGGAGAAGGCGUAAGAAAAAAACGACUGUGGGUGUGAUGGGUCUACCACAUGCUGCUUCGGACGAAGCUUUGUCUGCUUCAAGUCACAGCCUUUCACAAAGUCUGCCCGCUUUUGCCACUGCCCAUGACUCCAGUGGCCUUAAUCGGGGAACUGAUGGUAGCCUCUGCUCCUCUAUUGGUGAAUUUGAUUGGAAAACAAUGUUGAACCCUCCAGAAUUCUUAGAAGAAGAUUCAAAAAGAUGUAAUGGAGCUCGGGAUGUUAUCUCAUCAGCUGCUGAUGGAUCAAUCAUCUACUCAGUUGAUAAGACUAAUUGGAGUCGGACUGCGAUCAGAAGGAUAGUCGGUUUUGAAGCAAAUAGAACUACUUCAGCAAGUAAUGAAUGUGUGGGCGCUGCUGCAGGUCACACUGACCUGUCUAACAACGAAUUUAAUGAAGUAGAGGCAGGUGGACCAGUAGUCAAGAAACGAGUGCUGUCUCCUAUGAAUAUGCUCUUCCCCGAGAGAUUCAGAGGUGAACUGCUUGAUAUCAGUUGUAGCGAUCAACAAACAACUUCUGGUAGUCUGACUAAUGGUUUCUGUGUUACUGCCACACAAGAUCACAAGAAAGCAAAUAUCACUGGCAGAUUACGUCUCUCCACUGCACCUGCCACACUGGCCACUUCGAGCUGCUGGGAAUGGAGGGGCACUUCAGCAAACAGCAGUAGACUCUCUUCUAUGAUUUUCACUGACGGUCCAUUGCUAGAUGCCCAGGAGCCUCCAUCCACAAAAGGUGCGAUUUGCUUGUAUUCACCUGCUUUUGAAAUAUCUGGCAGACCCAACACGCCAUUGCAGUGUGAUAAAGAAGUAUCUGUCUCUCCUCCGCUUUCUCUGUCACCACUUGGCCCGAGAUUUUCAGAGAUAACAAAAGUUCCACGAGGGUGCCAAAAUGGGAAGAUACUGAAAGAUGAUCAAUGGGCAAGGAAUGUCGAAGAAGCAGAACUCAGGAUUGAUCGAAGCUUGUUUGAAGAUGGUAAUGCAUUUCAGAGAACCUUUUCAAUGGAGAGAACUAUUGAAUCAGCUCCUACAUCUCCACAUAGAAGGUUCGGUAGAAGCUUGAGUGGACGCCCCAUUCAGAGGUCCUUGGUUGGUUCUUUCGAAGAGUCACUUUUAUCGGGAAGAUUGUCCUAUGGGCAGGCUAAUCAGAGAAUCGAUGGUUUUCUGGCCGUACUAAGUAUUGCUGGGGGAAACUUCUCUCCAAAAUCACAGAAGCUGCCUUUCUCAGUAGCUAGUGUUGAUGGUGACUGCUUCUUACUGUACUUUGCCUCCAUUGAUCUUGCUGGAGGAUCUCCUUCAAAUAAAUUCUGGUGUCAGAAAGGGAGACAAAUUCAGAACAACUCUGAUUCUCAGAGUAUCAAGAGCCGGUUGCAGAUCCCCAUGAAGGGUCGUAUACAAUUGGUUCUGAGUAACCCAGAGAAGACACCACUCCACACUUUCCUCUGUAACUAUGACUUGACCGACAUGCCAUCUGGUACAAAGACGUUCCUGCGCCAAAAGGUUACUCUGGACUCAUCUGUCCCAAGUAGCAGGGCAAAGCAGAAUACAAGAGACAGAAGUGCAGACCACACUCUCGGUGCUAAAGUUAGUGAAGCACCGAGACCGGGUUCAGUGGAUGGCCAUGGGAAAUUGGAUGAUAUCCAUUUGACAGAACAUGAGAAUGGCUGUGGGAAUAGCCGGGGCCAUGGAACAGGGCAGAGCUGUUCAAAGGCCAAGGAAUGCAAUAGCGGCUCCGGUGCUCUACGCUAUGCUCUCCAUCUGAGAUUUAUUUGCCCACUACCAAAGAAAGCUUCAAAGUCGGCCCGGAAAUGCAAAUCUGAUGAAGCUGCAACUCUGCCGCAAAAGAAAAGCUUGGACGCAGAGGAGGAGAGGAAAUUCUACUUGUACAAUGACUUGAGAGUUGUGUUUCCUCAACGCCAUACAGAUUCUGAUGAAGGAAAGUUGAAAGUGGAGUACCAUUACCCAGAAAACCCAAGAUACUUCAGCAUCACCAACUGAAAGCCGUGCCUUCUCUCUUUUUUUCUCUUCUUCAUUUCCAAGAAUAAAUGUAUGAAUGAGCCUUUGUACAUAAAUAUCUUCAUCUGAAGCCAUCUUCUUCAAGGUACAGAGAAAUGGCUCUGACCCACCACUCUUGUACAGAUUUUGAUUUGGUUAUGAACAUGAAAUUUCAUUCGUUAUGCUGUUA